AUGACGGCAAACGAGGAAUCGUGGGACCUCGACACCGAUGAGAUUCGCUCCGUCGACUCUGAAGAGCUUUAUGAGACUAGGCCCAACCGCUGGAAAGGCAACAAGGCGACAUGGAACACCUACACGCAAGAGGAGCGACUCCUCCACCGCUCCAUGGAGCAAUUACGAAAUCGCGACUUAUCAGUGCACCUGUACAACGCAUUCGCGCUCCGAAAUCGUGCAGUACGCCCUAGCGCCGCGGGAGAGCCUAAUGAUGCGGACGUUGAUAGACCGCUGGAAGAAAUCGUCGACAGCGGCGAAUGGCGCCCGCCGAAUUUAUGGACGGCAUGGCCAAUGAACUCGCGCAUCGUGCCGGGCGACGACUUUCUAAAGGAAACUCACGAUGAGGACGACGACUUCACCACGCGCUCCAGGAAGGAGCAGCUUCCCAGUAUACCGUUAGAAGAAGAGAUUACAGCUACAAUUCUACGCCAAGCGAAGGAGCGCUUCCUUCGCCGGCAGCGCAAGGCUCGGGAGCGAGAGGAAGCUUCAAGGACACGGGACGAAUCUGCCAACGAGAGGACGGCGGCGUCUUCCAUGUCUGCGCACUCAUCCGCGGUCUCUGACGGAGAAGACGACGAUGAGGAUAAAGACGCAAACGCACCUCCUCCAUCUGGUCAAGGCGUGCAAACGAGGUUGUCUGAUGUAGAGGUCGAAAAGCCGAAGCGCAGCAAGACGUACGAACCAGUCGUCUCCGCCAACGAUGACCUCUCCGCAGACCUCCUCCGCCCUUCGGUCCGCCACAUCCUGUCCACCCUCGACAACACCCUCACGGCUCUCCACAACUCCCGCCUCGCGGGACUGAGCUACAUGACCGACUCGUCCGCCUCCGCGACCGAUGUGGAGGACAAUAACAACGCCUCGGACGCAGCUAGCGUUUCGUCCGCGGCAUCACGGGCAAGUUCGUCAGCGUCGAAGCGUAAGAAAAAGGGUCGCCCUCGGAGCAAGGCGCCCAGAACCCCAGAGCCCGAGUGGACGAAAGCACUCGAGAGGAGAGGCAGGCCGAAGAAAGUGACGGUCCCGCUGCCUGGGGAGACGGAGAAGGAGAUGAAGAUUCGGAUCGCGAGAGCGUCGAAGAAGAGGAUCCCGUUCUCGUCGGACGAGGAGGAUGCAGCAGCUGCUGAGACGGAAGGGGAGGAUGCCGUCAACAAGGCCGAAGACUCGGGGAACGAGACGUCGAGGUCGAGGUCGUCUAGGAAGAAGCGUGAUUUGCCGGCCGAGGCGCGGGCCGAGGCCAAGAUGAAGGCCAGGGAGACGAUGCUCGGAAAUUGGGGGCUGCGAGACUGGAGCGACGUCAUCGGCGCUGCCUCGCUCUCCGGCUUCAAGCCCGAAGUGGUCGCUAGGGCGGCGCAGCGGUGCGCUGAUUUGUUCGGGCAGGGGAUGGAGAUGCGGACUCUACUCGAGGGGCCCGCGGCUAAAGGGCCAAAGCCGCAGACGACGCGGUAUAUCCCCGGCGGCGGAAGCAGUAACCGUGGCGGCGGCGCUGGUGGUACCGCCGCCCCGUACGCGGGGCCGUCCAGCUCAGAAGAUUCAGAAGAGGAGAAGCCCGUCGUGAAAGCACGGCGUUUCGGGGCGUCUUCUCGACAAAAUCGUAUGGCGCGCGACAGCAUCCCACCCAGCGACUCUGACGCCACGGGGCGAGGACGGAGCACAACGGCGGCAGCGGCAGUCAGACGAUCGCGGAGCGUAUCCCGCGCGUCCUCUGUGGGGUUCUUCUACUGCCCCGUCUCGGGCUGCGAGCGCGCGCUGGAAGGGUUCGGGCGGAGGGCGAAUCUGCAGCGGCAUGUGGCGACGAUGCAUCCGGGUCGAGCGGGGGAUGUCCCCGGCGGCGGUGGCGGCGGCGACCGCUUCGACGUGGAAAGUGAGGAUGAGAUGGUGGGUGCGGUGCAUGUUGACGGCUUCCUGAGGCCUAUUCGGGCGAGAAAGGGGUGGAGGGCUGAGGAUACGGGGAAGAGGAAGCGGAAGAGGCAUUACCGAGGGCGGAAGAGGGAUGGGAGUGGUAGUUGGAGUGGUGUUGAGGAGGCCGUGAUAGAUUCCACAUGA
This is a messenger RNA of Colletotrichum fioriniae, 2082 nucleotides long. RefSeq lists its product as uncharacterized. Lineage: Eukaryota; Fungi; Ascomycota; Sordariomycetes; Glomerellales; Glomerellaceae. The record is from RefSeq and is a predicted model, not a curated record.